AGUCCAGAGUCCAGAGUCCAGGGUCCAGUCCAGAUGUUAGACUAUGCCCCCAGUCCUGUUACCAUUACAUAUCAAACGACAAGAGGCUGAAAGAGUAAGAUAACUAGCGUUUUCCGCAUUGGCUGCCAAUAACGCUUCCAUUGCUGUGACAUGGGGAAAACAGGAAGAAGCAACCGGAUGCUGACAUGCUGUUCUACGCUACGAAUCGCAUUUUCAGUAAAAAAAGGAAAGAAACAAGAAAGGACGGAAAUAUACUGAUAAAGAAAUAUAGAUAAAACUGAUAGAUAGGGAUACCGUACCAUUAAAUUAGAAACUUCAACAUCACCCGGGCAACCUCCUCUCCCCCUCCCCGCAAAAUUCCCAUUCCUCGGGCAAAAAUGAAAUGUUCGAGCUCGUAGGUCCUCCCACCCAACUCCUGCUUUGAAAUUCUCCCAUGUCCCAAGUAUUGUUUUUAUAAGUUUAUAUCAAAAUACAAAGGCGAUUAAAUUUUGGAUAAACACGAAUUUUCAGGGACAUCACAAGGGUUUUGAAGGCCUUCCGUUUAGAAGAAAGAUUGCAUGACGAAGCCGGGUGAAGAUCGCGUGACGACGUCAAGUUCUUCCCAGCCCUCUCUCGGUUUGUGGGCUGAGGUGCUGCACUCACCGACGGGACAAUGAAUCCUGCGAGUUUUCUAUCCUUAUUGCCAUCGUGGAUCCUCCUGGUCAUUAUUUCCCUGAUCACUAUCUAUUUUGUCGCGUGUUUGUUGCCAAGGUCAAAAAUUGACUUGAAGGGAAAAUAUGUUCUUAUCACGGGCUGCGACUCGGGCUUCGGAAGGAAAACAGCCAUCACACUGGACAAGAUGGGAGCUUUUGUGUUGGCGACUUGCUUAACGAAAGAAGGAGAGCAGGGUUUGAAAUCAGUGACGAGCGACAAACUGAAAACUUUCCAGAUGGAUGUGACCAACUCUCAACAGAUCAAAGAUGUAUACAGCGAGGUGAAGAAGGAAAUUUCUUCUGCUGGAUUGUGGGGCCUGGUAAACAAUGCUGGAAUUCUUUACUUCAGCCCCAUCGAAUGGACGCCACUAGACAUCUUCAGACGCAGUGCCAACGUCAAUCUAUGGGGAAUGAUUGAUGUCACUAAAACCUUUCUCCCAUUAAUCAAGAAGACCCGUGGGCGAGUAGUUAACUUAUCAAGCAUUGCAGGGCGAGUUUCAUUCAACUUUUAUGGAUCAUAUAGUGUGACCAAGUAUGGUGUAGAGGCAUUUUCUGAUGCCUUAAGGCGUGAGAUGCAGCCUUGGGGAAUCAAAGUCAGUAUGCUUGAACCAGGAUCAUUUUUAACCAACAUCUGUGCCCCUAAUGUGUUUGAGCAGCAACUAAGACAGGCAUGGAACAUGCUGAGUGAUGAGCUAAAGAAUGAAUAUGGAGAGGAGUACUUAAAUGCAGGUGUUGAAGUGCUGAGAAAUAAAAUAUACCGUAAUUUGGAUAUCAACGAAGUUGUCAACACAAUAGUGGAUGCCCUUAUAUCAAGUUCUCCGUGUGACCGCUACUUAGUUGGCAAAGAUGCCAAGUAUGCUCUUAUAUGGCUAGCAAGUUUACCAGCUUUUGUUUCAGACUUUCUCAUUAAUACAGCUUUUAACGCACCUCAACCACAGGGAGCUUGUCUUAUGUGACUGUACUAAAAACAAACAUUCAAGAUUCAGCAACACAUCUCAGAACAAAAAAUAACUGUAC
Molecule: messenger RNA, 1709 nt
Organism: Orbicella faveolata
Lineage: Eukaryota; Metazoa; Cnidaria; Anthozoa; Scleractinia; Merulinidae
Product: short-chain dehydrogenase/reductase family 9C member 7-like
Biological process (GO): steroid metabolic process
Cellular component (GO): intracellular membrane-bounded organelle
Molecular function (GO): oxidoreductase activity
Source: RefSeq, a predicted model, not a curated record